AUAAAUGGUGCGGAGGAUCGGGGAGAGAGAAGAGGCCAGGCCGGGCGGAGAGCGGAGGAAUCGCUGGGUGUAUGUGUGCCCGGCCGGCUACUACAACUACAUCCCCACCCACCGGAGGAUUAUGAUCGGAUUAUAGAGAACUUCUUCCCCCCCUUCCACCCCACCAUCACCCUCCAUCAUCAUCAGCACCCCGCUCCGCACACCGCUUCCCCCCGCACCGCCCCGCACAUCGCUCCGCACCAUGGAGAUGGAGAAGAUGCUGAACGACUUCAGUCCCACCAGCCGCCCCCUCCGCCGCCCCUCCACCCUUCUACCCUGCGGACUGAGCCUGCUGAGCCCCGAACCCGGAGUGCUGUCCCCGGUCACCAGCCUCACCUUCACCAUGAACCAGCUCGGAGUCCUCGGGAGCCUCAGCGACACGCCAAAGCGAAGAGGCUUCGGCUAUCCCGUCUUGACCUCCAGCUUGAUCCGCACCUCUUCCUCCGACUCGUCUGACUCCGGUUUGUGUUUGGAGGAUAUCAGCCCCGUCUCUUCGGAAAUCUUUGAGAAGACUAUUUUCGAACGCAGAAUCCCAAACAAUGAAUUCAAACUGCCUCUGAGAAGAAGACAGUCACUGCCGGUAACACUUCUUGGGGGAAGCCCAGCCCUGAGAAAACUUUCCAGCACCUCAGACUUGGAUGUCGCCAGCCCCCUGGAUAACAGCCCCUCCAAACCAGACAACAAGGAGAAUGAAGUUUUCCUCUUCAAGAGGCCAUUUUUGUUCCCAGUUUCUCGCUUCCCACGUCGCAGCGAUGAUGCCCUCAAACCCCGCCCAUGUUCUGCUCCAGCCCUCAUGUUUUCACCAGAAAGGAAUGAGUUUCAGUUAGAUGAUGAGAGCCCCGUCCGCUUACGCAAAUCCUCCCUGACCUUCUCUGUACACGAGGAUGAAGAUGAUGACGAUGGCUUCAUGGACAUUAUCGAUGAUGAUGAUGAUGCAAAGACUGAGCCAAACCUGCCGACGGGCAUGGAGAACCUGCUGACUGGACCACUGAAGAAAGAUGACUCGGAAUUGGUGAUCAGAAGCAAAUGUCGCCGCCUCUUCCGCUCGCCCUCUAUGCCCAUCUCUGUGAUCCGACCCAUCCUGAAGCGCCUGGAGCGCCCAGAAGACGAGGAUACGCCGGUGAAAUCCAAGCGGCACAAGAACCUGAGCUCAGCUGACGCCGAUGAUGAGAUGCUUGUUAUAGAGGAACCGAAAAUGAAACUGGGUCGGUCCAAGUCUCUGUGUCUCGCGACGGUUGAACACGUCCUGGACAGUGACCAGAUGGACUUGAUUGGCGAUUCCUCUAAGACAUACCUGUUGAAGACAGUAGAAGGCAGACACCAGGAUCUGAAGUAUAUCACUCCAGAAAUGAUGGAUGACGUGCUGAGCGGGAAGUACAGGGAUCGCAUUGAGCGUUGCGUCAUUGUAGAUUGCCGAUACCCAUACGAGUAUGAGGGAGGACACAUCAAGAACGCGGUAAAUCUCCCGCUGGAGCAAGACAUAGAGGAAUUUCUUAUGAAAAAUCCAAUUAUCCCAACCAGUGAAGACAAAAGGGUCAUCAUCAUCUUCCACUGUGAAUUCUCCUCCGAGCGCGGGCCUCGCAUGUGCCGUUAUGUUAGAAAACAGGACAGGAACGGCAAUGAGUACCCAAAACUCCAUUACCCAGAAUUGUACAUACUGAAGGGAGGCUACAAGGACUUCUUCCCCAGCUAUCAGACCCAUUGUGAGCCCCAGGCUUACUGCCCCAUGGACCACAAGGACUUUAGAGAACACCUGAAGCUCUUCCGCAGCAAGAGCAGGACCUGGGCCGGUGACAAGAGCAAGCGUGAAAUGUACAACCGGCUUAAGAACCUCUAGUGAACCAACGUCUUGGACUUCAGACAGAGGAGGUCCACAUGUCUUCACCCAGCACAACACACAAGUGUCUCCACACAUGGAUCAAUCGCCAGGGCUGGCCAGGAUUUAGAAGAUGGUCAGCAAUGGAUUUUUGGUCAUCGGCCGUGGAGUUUACCGGGAGAUGCAGAUUUUUCAGAAACUUUUCCAGGAAUUUUGUGAGGGUCUUUUUCUUACGGGCAGCAUUAUCCUCUACACCGAAGGGGGAGACCCUGGACAACCAGCACAGAUAAUCUUAGGAGACCUGGCCCUUUAAUGGAACACUUUAUCAACGGGAACAAGAAUCUGCAUUUUACUGACUCCGUACUUGAAAACCCACUAGCCUCAUACUUUACCCUGGAGGCUAAACCCCCCCAAAAAAA
Molecule: messenger RNA, 2274 nt
Organism: Rana temporaria (common frog)
Lineage: Eukaryota; Metazoa; Chordata; Amphibia; Anura; Ranidae
Gene: CDC25B
Product: cell division cycle 25B
Exons: 16
Coding region: 242-1876 (544 amino acids)
Biological process (GO): protein dephosphorylation; positive regulation of G2/MI transition of meiotic cell cycle; G2/M transition of mitotic cell cycle
Cellular component (GO): cytoplasm; nucleus
Molecular function (GO): protein tyrosine phosphatase activity
Source: RefSeq, a predicted model, not a curated record